AUGAGAGUGUUCAGAGAGCUCACAGAAGAUGGCGUCCUUGGGACCAACCAGCUGCCUCCCACAGCUCAACCCAGUUCACUAUCACGGGCCCAACAAUUCAUCAACAAGUGGGAGCUCCAGUGCAUGCUGUUGGCGAGCUUCUCCUUGCAAGUGUUCCUCUUGUUCUCCUCUGGCUUCCGCAAGCGCUACAGCUCCCGUGUUCUCAGUGUGCUUCUGUGGCUUGCCUACCUGUCAGCUGACCCUGUUGCGGUCUAUAUCCUUGGCCGCCUCUCACUACGCGCCAGUGCUGCUGACCUGCACAACCAGCAGAAGCUAGUCCUAUUCUGGGCACCCUUCCUGCUGCUCCACCUCGGUGGGCAAGAGACCAUGACGGCCUUCUCCAUGGAGGACAACACUCUCUGGAAGCGCCACCUGCUGAGCGUUGCCACCCAGAUGGUGACGGUUAUCUACGUUGUAAGCAAGCAACUGCAAGGAGACAGUCAGCUCGUCGCUCCCAUGGUGCUUGUGUUCAUCUUUGGGAUAGCCAAGUAUGCCGAGAGAAUUUGGGCACUCAGGAGAGCUGGCUCUGUGGCACCUGGAACAAGUAGCUCUACUGCAAAUCUUGUUUCUCGUGCCUCCAGCAACGCCAUCUGGGAUACACAGGGAUAUUACAGUCAGUUGUGCUAUCUUAUUGAAAAAAAGCAACAAAGAAAUUUCAAGCUCAUUCUGGCUGUAGCAGCCGAGGGAUUCAGAUUAAGCCUGGGGUUUUUCAUGGACAUGACACCUUCAAUUUCUCUGCUUCCUGAGGAUAUCAAUGAGAUCAAAAGGAGUGUGGAGGUUUUUAAAUUAUCAGAGGAUUUUGUCCACAUGUCAUACAAGUUGGCUGAGAUCAAUCUCUCCCUGAUAUAUGACUACUUGUACACCAAGUUUGGGACGCGCCAUUUCCACAUCGUCCCAUUUUGUAUUGUCUUCCACUUGAUCAUUAAUCUUGCUCUAAUCUCUACAGCACUCGCGUUGUUUGUGAGGGCCAUGGCUGGACAAAAGGCACAUGAUGCAGCUGAUAUUAUCAUAUCUUACAUACUUCUUGUUGGCGCCAUUGUGCUGGAGAUAUGUUCUAUCUUCAUGUCAUUCAUCUCAUCAUGCUGGGCAUACAAGACGAUCAUCACUCUUCCACUAACAUGUCCACUGUGCAAAAAAUUUCCUGGUGUAAUUGCAGCAUUGCUCAGCAUGGUCAGGCAUCUCCAUGAACACAAUCGAGGAGAGUGGUCAAGAAAGCUGGCUCAGUACAACAUGAUCGAGGGUUGCAUCCAGGAGAAACAGGCAGGUGCUGGCCUGUUGCGACGGGCGAUGCGCUGUAUUGGCAUCGAUGACAGCAAAGCCAUCAAACAUAUUGGCGUUUCUCCUGAGGUCAAGAAGUUGGUCCUUGACAAACUGUUGGAGAUAGCCUCCACUUCGCUCGUGCUGGAAUGGGACCUUGGUGUGGGCAAGUUCCGUGGCCAGUGGGCUCAGUGGGUGGUUGCAGCGAAGCAAGACCAUCUCCGUAGGGCAGCUGAGCAAGUGCUUCUGGUUAGUAACAUCCAAGGUCUGGAAUUUGUGUCAAGCGCCCUUCUUUGGCACAUGGUCACGGACAUAUGCUUGCUUGUUGAUGAGGAUGAAGACAGCGGUGCUGAGCUGAGAGGCCCUACCAGAGUGCUAUCUGAGUACAUCAUGUACCUCAUUGCAGAGUGUGGCACCAUGGCUGGCAGCGAAGGGCAUUUCGUGCUCAGGAAGGGCCGCCGUGAAGUUACACGUUGGCUGCGUGAGAAGAGUGAAUCAGGAGGUGAUCGGAAGAAGCUGAUCGAGGAGAUACGCAAUGAGGAGAACUCCUUCUUCGCUAAUGAUUAUUACCCUUUGCUCGAUCGAGCUCGCAGGGUAUCCUCCGACUUGCUUGUUAUCGAAGAGUCUGGCGAUCGAUGGGAGCUCAUUGCUGCGGUGUGGCUGGAGAUGCUUUGCCACAUUUCGUACAACUGCGGGGCUGGUUUCCACGCCAAGCAGCUGACAGCUGGUGGGGAGUUCGUCACGCACGUCAAGAUGCUCCUGUUUAUGCUAGGCGUGCCCUUUCUGAGGGAUGUGAAGGAACCGUUAUUCUAUAGAGCCGGGAACCUCUAUUCAUAAG
Messenger RNA from Oryza brachyantha (malo sina), 2134 nucleotides. RefSeq lists its product as uncharacterized. The record is from RefSeq and is a predicted model, not a curated record. NCBI's taxonomy places the organism in Eukaryota, Viridiplantae, Streptophyta, Magnoliopsida, Poales, Poaceae. The transcript has 2 exons. Bases 1 to 2133 code for a protein of 710 amino acids.